This is a messenger RNA of Eupeodes corollae, 936 nucleotides long. RefSeq lists its product as uncharacterized. The transcript is spliced from 2 exons. NCBI's taxonomy places the organism in Eukaryota, Metazoa, Arthropoda, Insecta, Diptera, Syrphidae. The coding region runs from base 586 to 903 and encodes 105 amino acids. The record is from RefSeq and is a predicted model, not a curated record.
AAUUUAAGAAAUAAUAGAAAGGAAACAAAUAUUUUAUGUCGUUUAUAAUAAUUGUGAUUUAUUAAUCCAUGAAUUGUUAGUCGGUGGGAAGCCGAGCCAUUUAACAUAUACAUUGUCUCCAUUACUUUUAAGUACUUUUUCCACGAGAUAAAUAUGAGGGUAUUUAGUCUUUUGUAAUUCUUUUUCGUAAAAACAUCCACUAAUAGGUUGACCAUUAAAAUCUUCAAGGAGAUAUGUUGGCGGGUUGGUUAGGUUUACUUUUCUUAUCAUAAAAAUUUCCGUUGUCCAAUUUGGUGUGUAGCCUUUCUCGAAAACGUGUUUGAACUUGCUUAUUCUAACAUUGUCGCCAACUCUAUAUUUACCCUGUGGAGCGAUUUUAAUUCUAUUAUAAGCUGUAGAUAAGAUUUUUUUAGAGUUUUCCUGAUUCACAUCGAUUGGGCGCAUUUUUAUAGUUCUAUGCAUAGAGUGAUUGUAUUCUUUCAACAAAUCAUUAAUAAUGCACGUCCAUUUGUAAUUACCAUUAAGACUGAAUUCCUUCCACAUUUUUUUCAGAAAUUUCUGUAUAAAUAACUGUUUCAGUUUAGGAUGUAUCUCAUACCGUCGACGAUGAAUCUCAGAGAAGAACUUUUACAAGUUGAAGAGGAAGUUUUGUUCAAGCCUUGUAAAAAGGUUAUUGAAUUAAAACAAAAUGAAAAAUAUCGUAUUGGUAAACUGAAACGUUGUGUUACGAAAUUUGGAGAACGAAUUGUUGCUGAUUUGGGCGAAUUUCAGACUUUCUUCCCAAUGCGAUACAACAAAUUGUCAGACGCUGCAAUAACCGAAAUCAAUCGAGGUUCAUUCAACUUUACCUAUUUAUGUCCGUUAGGACGAACUGCUAGUAUUAAAAUUGAAGAAGAACUGUAAAUUAUUAAAUAAACCUUACAUGUUCUGAGCAUA